Molecule: messenger RNA, 1067 nt
Organism: Eucalyptus grandis
Lineage: Eukaryota; Viridiplantae; Streptophyta; Magnoliopsida; Myrtales; Myrtaceae
Exons: 4
Coding region: 17-931 (304 amino acids)
Source: RefSeq, a predicted model, not a curated record
AAGAGGGAGAGAGAGAAUGGUGAACAUAAUCAAGCUCUACAAGCCCUUGUUGCGAGCGGCAAUGAAGGUUGCCGGCGUGAGACCUCAGAAGAUCGAGGUCGAACCUGGAACCAUCAUGAACUUCUGGGCUCCGACCCGACCCCAAAACAACAAGAAUGCCAUCGUCUUCCUUCACGGCUUCGUCGGUGAUGGCAUGCUGACGUGGCAGUUACAGGUCCUUGCGCUCGCGAGGAAGUACAAUGUCUACGUGCCGGACCUCCUCUUCUUCGGCGGCUCCACCACAGACGACAGCCGCCGGACAGUGGACUUCCACACUGAGUGUUUGGCGAAGGGGCUGGUAGCACUUGGGUUGCGGCGGUGCACGGUGGUAGGGUUCAGCUACGGCGGAGCGAUGGCAUUCAAGUUGGCCGAGUCACGGCCUGAGCUGGUGGAGUCAGUGGUGGCGACAUGUUUCCUGCCGGUGGUGACGGAGUCGAUCAGCAAGGAGUGCUUGGGGCAAAUGGGGUUUCCGACAUGGUCGGAGUUUUUGUUGCCUAAUUCAGCAAGCUGUAUGAAGAAGAUGUUCGAAGUUGGGAGCUACGAGUUGCCUAGAAUCCCCAUUCGUGUUUUCAAAGACGCUUUAGAGGUCAUGUUUGACCACAGAAAGGAGAGAGCUGAACUGCUGGAGGCUAUGGUCAUUCCAGACAAGGACUUCAAUUUGCCAGCCUACUCUCAGAGGAUCCAUCUGGUCUGGGGCAAGGAUGAUAAGGUCUUGAGUGUGGAACGAGCCAGGGAAUUGAAAGAAAAAUUGGGAAAUAAAGCAACAUUGCAGUGCAUUGAGAAAGCAGGCCACAUUGCUUUGAUCGAAAGACCCUUCGUCUUCAACCGAUGUUUGAAGAGAAUUCUUGCCUCCAUCUACGAUGAGAGGUCACCCGACUUUAGCUACGAGUGACCAAUGUUUAUAUGCAAAAUCAAUUAUUUGUCGAGAGUACAAAAAUCUGUAAUAAAGUACUCGGACUUUACACAUGCAUGAGAUGACAUAUCUAUGUUUCAAAUUUGCGAAUUGUUAUGCAAGUGGAUUGUAACAA